Messenger RNA from Aedes aegypti (yellow fever mosquito), 1528 nucleotides. RefSeq names its product lipase 3-like. Gene Ontology annotation, biological process: lipid metabolic process. The record is from RefSeq and is a predicted model, not a curated record. Gene Ontology annotation, molecular function: hydrolase activity, acting on ester bonds. NCBI's taxonomy places the organism in Eukaryota, Metazoa, Arthropoda, Insecta, Diptera, Culicidae. The transcript is spliced from 2 exons. Bases 28 to 1353 code for a protein of 441 amino acids.
AAUCUAGAUAUGAAGUAAUCUGUACACAUGCCGCAAAAUUAUUCAACAUAUCAAAGCACAAGCCAAACUGCCAGACAAUGUAAAUCGGUUCAGUUUGAGUUGAAUCACGAUAGGUGGAGAACUGAACAUAUAGCUAAGAUCAUCAUGAGUUUACCCGGUUGGUGUUCAUUGAUCGCAACAAUUUGUAUUUUGUUGCUAGUUGUGUCCGCAUCAGAUGACCCUUGGCUCCAGAUUAACGACGAAGAUCCGACUCUGCCCGUUCCCGAUUUGAUCAGCAAAUACGGAUAUCAAGUGGAACGUCACACAGCAACCACAGAUGAUGGCUACGGGUUGACGAUGUUCCGUGUUCUAUCGCAGCAACCCGUGAACAGCAUAAAGCCUCCUGUUCUGAUGAUGCAUGGCAUACUGGGCAGCGCAGCCGACUUUGUCGCUCUUGGUCCAAAUAAAAGCUUGGCCUACUUGCUCGCCGAUAGCGGCUACGAUGUGUGGCUUAUGAAUUCACGAGGCACCUUGUACUCCAGAUACCAUACGAAGCUUCCGUUGGUUUCCAAGGCAUACUGGGACUUCUCCUGGCAUGAGAUCGGUUACUACGAUCUGCCCUCCAUCAUCGACUACAUUCUGGAUGUGACGGCCAGCGAAAAGGUGCAUUGCAUAGGAUUCUCACAGGGCACCACUGCCUACUUUGUGCUGACAUCUACUCGGCCGGAAUACAACGAAAAGGUCGCCCUAAUGGUGGCCAUGGCUCCUUCCGCUUUUGUCCAACUAAUUCGAAGUCCCAUCGCCCGAAUUAUGAUCCCAAUGGUCGAAUGGUUGGCGAAGUUUAUGGCUUCGCAUGAAGUUUACGGGUGGUUACCGGCCUCUAAAGUUCUUCAUGUACUUCGAAAUGCAAUCUGUCCCCUAAACUAUCCGGAAAACAUCUGCUCCGAGUUCAUGGAUCUGCUUGUUGGACCCCAUCCGGAGGCGUAUGACCCGAAAGUGAUAGCCGUUCACAGUGGACACACUCCGGCGGGGGGAUCCUUCAAUCAGGAUGUGCACUAUGCGCAAAUUGCACGCAGUGGUCUGUUCCAACAGUACGACUUUGGUAGGGAAGGUAACUACCGGAAGUAUGGUUCGAAGGAUCCGCCAACAUACGAGCUGGAACGUUCAACGGCACCGAUUGCGCUGUUCUACGGACUGAAUGAUUGGUUGGUGCAUCCUCGGAAUGUGGAGAACCUUGCCAAAAUUUUACCUCGGGUGGUAGCUGUCAAACCGGUGGCGGAUAAGAAGUUCAAUCACAUUGAUUUUCUCCUAGCCAGAAACGUUCGUGAACUGGUGUACGAUGAAGUGAUUCAGAUGAUCGAGGGGUAUAGCUAAAGCCAGUGGCGGAAAUAAGAAGGAGUCCGCGAGGGCCUGGCGAUUGCAAAACUUUAAGCAUUUAUGAAAAAGGAAUGACGGGAUAGUUUAACUGAAUGUUGAAUAUAUAUUUUUGCAAUUUCUCAUCGUAAUAGGCUGUUUUUCAUCACGCCAAUCUGUCAUGAAACGGCUUACU